This is a messenger RNA of Myxocyprinus asiaticus (Chinese sucker), 2677 nucleotides long. Its product is annotated as annexin A4-like. Gene Ontology annotation, cellular component: cytoplasm. The record is from RefSeq and is a predicted model, not a curated record. The transcript has 13 exons. Bases 215 to 1180 code for a protein of 321 amino acids. Gene Ontology annotation, molecular function: calcium ion binding; calcium-dependent phospholipid binding. NCBI's taxonomy places the organism in Eukaryota, Metazoa, Chordata, Actinopteri, Cypriniformes, Catostomidae.
AAUAGAGGAGGAGUCGAAAAUGAGGAACUGUAACGAGAUUCAGUCCACUCAGGACAACGCCCGCUAAAGUUGGCAACAAAAGUCCGACACAUUCCCGCAGACCAACGCAUCCAUUCAACUCAACGGGUGUUGUCUUUCUGUCUGAAUUCAGCGGUUCAGUAGCAUUUUUAACUCUUCAUCUCCAGAUUUCUCCAGAGACCUUCUCUCUUUUACAAUGGCAGCGUUGGGUGACCGUGGAACUGUGACUGAGGCAUCAGACUUCAAACCAGAGGAAGAUGCCCAGAAAAUCUAUAGCGCUAUGAAAGGAGCAGGCACAAAUGAGGCAACUAUCAUCGAGAUCCUUGCUCAUCGCACUAUUGCACAAAGGCAGAAAAUCAAAGAGGCUUUCAAACAGUCUGUGGGAAAGGAACUGCUUGAUAACUUUAAGUCAGAGCUUACUGGAAACUUUGAGAAGGUUGUGGUUGGUUUGAUGAUGCCAGCUCCGGUGUAUGAUGCAUAUGAACUGAGAAACGCCAUCAAGGGUGCAGGGACAGAGGAGGCAUGUCUUAUUGACAUCCUGGCCUCCAGAACCAAUAGUGAGAUUAAGGACAUUGUCGCUACUUACAAGAAAGAAUACAGCAAGAGUCUUGAGGACGAUGUUUGCGGUGACACUUCUGGAAUGUUCCAAAGGGUCUUGGUCUCUCUACUCACGGCUGGGCGUGACGAGAGCACCAAGGUAGAUGAGGCUCAGGCUGUCCAGGAUGCAAAGGACAUCUACGAGGCAGGCGAGGCUCGCUGGGGAACGGAUGAGGUCAAGUUCCUCACCGUGCUGUGUGUGAGGAACAGAAAUCACUUAAUCCAAGUGUUUAAAGAGUAUCAGAAAAUUGCUGGUCGGAGCAUUCAAGACAGCAUUAAAAGAGAGAUGUCUGGCUGUUUGGAGGACGUUUUUCUGGCAAUAGUGCAAUGCAUGAUAAACAAACCAGCAUUUUUUGCAGAAAGGCUUUACAAGUCAAUGAAGGGUUUAGGCACCACAGAUAGCGUGCUGAUCAGGAUCAUGGUGUCUCGCGCUGAGAUCGACAUGCUUGACAUCAAGUCUGAGUUUCUAAAGAUGUAUGGAAAAACCCUUCACUCCUUUAUAAAGGGUGACACGUCGGGAGAUUACCGUAAAAUCCUGCUGGAGUUGUGUGGAGGUGAAAAGUAGCUGAGCCAUGAGGGGCCGCCACAUCUGUCUUGUUCAUCUCUAUCUCACACAUUGGCCUACAACAUUUCAAACACAUUCCUUCUUUGUAAUAACAAUUAAAACCAAAUAGUAAUGUUUUAAACAGGUUUUUUAAACUUUAACCGUAAAUUUUUUUUUAUUGCCUUAAAAUUUAUGAGACUCUUUUAUAGAAGGGCACAUCUUAGAGUUUGUCAAAUAAAUAAAAGCCCAUAUUGACCCGUAUUUACUUUUUUUUUUUUUUUUGUCUUGCUGGAUACUUUUCUAAUCCCAGUAAUUUCUUUAAUUACUCAGAAUACAGUUUGUUUAAUGGUACAACAAUGUUUACUUGGUUAAAUUAGAGUAAUUGCUCAUGGUCGGUUUCACAAGCAUAUCAGAUCUACUGUAGUCUUUAUUUUAUUGGAUUAGAGGUUUUACAAGAUAUGUGCAUUCAAGGAAUAGUUCCCAAAAAUGAAAAUUCUUUCUCUGACAAUUUACUCACCCUCAUGCCAUUCCAGAUGUGUAUGACUUUCUUCUUCCAAACACAAGAUAAAGAUUUUUUGAAGAAUAUCUCAGCUCUGUAGGUCCAUACAAUGCAAGUGAAUGGUGACCAAAUCUUUGAAGCUCCAAAAAGAACAUAAAUGGAGCAUAAAAGUAAUCCACAUGACUACAGUGUUUAAACCUUCAGAAGCAAUUUGAUUGGUGUGUGUGAGAAACAGAUCAAUAUUUAAGUCCUAUAAAUUCUUCUCCCUGCCCAGAAGGUGGCAGUAUGCACAAAUAAUGUGAAUUGCCAAAAACAAAAGAAGAAGGUGAAAGUGAAAGUGGAGAUUGAUAAUAAAAAGGACUUAAAUAUUGAUCUGGUUCUCACCCAUUGAUUUUGUUUCUCUGCCUUUGUGCAUUUUGGAGCUUCAAAAUGUUGGGUCACCAUUCACUUGCAUUGUGGGGACCUACAGAUAUAUUCUUAUAAAAAUCUUCAGUUUGUGCUCCGCAGACGAAAGAAAGUCAUAUACAUCUGGUAUGGCAUGAGGGUGAGUAAAUGAUGAGAGAAUUUUCAGUUUUGGCUGAACUAUCCCUUAAACUGAACAGCAAGUGGACUGGGCUUCUCUGAGAAUUAUGGAAAAAAUAACUGACAAAAAGCAGAGUUUAUUGACACUUACCACUAAGUGGUGCUGUGCACAUACUUUUUGGCCCUUGGCCAUCAGUCACAGGGUUAUACAAGUGGAGCUGUCAAUGGAUUAUUUGGUGGUGAGAACCUUUUCAUUCCUUGCACUUUCUGUCUUGCAUGAAGCAGAGCGCUGCUGUCAGUUUUCAUCAGGCACAAAAUCUGCCUUGAAACUCUUAAAAAUAUCAGUCUUUUUUUUUUUCUUUUACAACAAAGGGUCAAAGUAAGAGCUCAACCUUCAGAAAGUGUUGUAUGUCCAUUUUAUACAUUGAGUUUGAUAUAUCUUAUGAGGUUUACAAUCUGUGCAAACCUGAAUACAGUAAAAAAAAUAAUAAAAAUUA